Messenger RNA from Bactrocera oleae (olive fruit fly), 935 nucleotides. RefSeq names its product U6 snRNA-associated Sm-like protein LSm7 (gene LSm7). Gene Ontology annotation, cellular component: Lsm1-7-Pat1 complex; U6 snRNP; catalytic step 2 spliceosome. Lineage: Eukaryota; Metazoa; Arthropoda; Insecta; Diptera; Tephritidae. Gene Ontology annotation, biological process: mRNA splicing, via spliceosome; nuclear-transcribed mRNA catabolic process. Gene Ontology annotation, molecular function: RNA binding. The record is from RefSeq and is a predicted model, not a curated record.
CGACUUUUUUAAAAAUUAAACAAUUAUAUUUCGGUCAGUUAUGUUAUACUAUGCUUAUUUAAAACGGUUACCAAGAAUACCAGCGAUGAUAUUUAUGUAUGUCCAAUGAGAAAGAGGUUAGUUUAACGAUAAAGUAUAAAAAAUAUAUAAGAGUCGGUACAUGAAAACGAUACAAACUGUAAUACCAUCGAAUGUUAUAACUGUUGACAGAAAAGUCGAAGUCAAUUAGUGAGAAUCGAUUUUAAUCGACUUGAAGCAUUCAAACUCGAUUCUAAAAAGUCGAUUAUUUUAAGUUAAAGAUCGAUUCCUGACCAAAGUCAGAGUCGACUUUCCUAUCCCUAUUAUAACCUCACGUAAACAAAUAUGAUGCAUGUUAUUCCCCGCUUUUAAGUGGUGUUAAGUACAUAUUAAUUCAAUUAUUCUAAUAAAAUGACAGAAAAACCAAAGACAAGCAGUGGAAACGAUGGGAAGGAAAAGCGACGCAAAGAAUCAAUCUUGGAUCUUUCGAAAUAUUUGGAAAAACAAAUUCGAGUUAAAUUUGCAGGCGGGCGCGAAGCAGCAGGCAUAUUAAAAGGAUAUGAUGCAUUACUUAACUUAGUCCUAGAUAAUACCGUUGAGUACCUAAGGGACGUAGACGAACCAUUUAAGUUAGCUGAAGAAACACGUAGUUUAGGUUUAGUUGUAUGCCGAGGCACUGCGUUAGUGCUCAUUUGUCCUCAAGAUGGUAUGGAAUCCAUACCUAAUCCAUUUAUUACACAAGAUGCAUAAUUAUUAAAAUUUAUUAAUAGUUCCAUAUCAAAACUUAAGUUUCAUAUGUUACAACAUUUAAUCUUUUUUAUGUUUUUUUAAAUAAAAUAUGAAUUAUUAAAAAGAACUAAUUUAAGGAAACUUAAAAGUAAUUUCAUAUAUAAAGUAAUAUUUGUAUAAUAUAAAAA